Molecule: messenger RNA, 1019 nt
Organism: Oncorhynchus gorbuscha (pink salmon)
Lineage: Eukaryota; Metazoa; Chordata; Actinopteri; Salmoniformes; Salmonidae
Product: transcription initiation factor TFIID subunit 7-like
Biological process (GO): RNA polymerase II preinitiation complex assembly; transcription initiation at RNA polymerase II promoter
Cellular component (GO): transcription factor TFIID complex
Molecular function (GO): RNA polymerase II general transcription initiation factor activity
Source: RefSeq, a predicted model, not a curated record
GUAGGUGGCAGAAUAGUCCAUUGAAUUAGGUCAAACGAAAUCAAAGAAGAGUCUUCCGGUUUGCUGUGUUGUUUCUAGCUGUGUGUGCAUCGACCAGGCUCUUUAUUUUUAAGUAGUCACCAUGCAGAACAAAAAGACCAAAUCGACCUCCAAAAUAAAAGUGGGGAAGGUCGGUUCGAAAAACAAAGAUGAUGCACCCCAUGAGCUGGAGAGUCAAUUUGUCCUGCGGCUGCCUACGGAAUAUGCCUCAACAGUGAGAUGUAUUGCCCAGUCUAGCAGCAUGAACCUCAAAGACAGACUCACCAUUGAACUGCACGCUGAUGGUCGUCAUGGCAUCGUGAGAGUGGAUCGUGUACCUUUGGCGUGUAAACUGGUGGAUCUGCCCUGCAUCCUGGAGUCUCUGAAAACAGUGGACAAGAAGACCUUCUAUAAGACUGCUGACGUCUGUCAGAUGCUGGUGUGCACGUUGGAUGGAGACCUCUACCCUCCCUUGGAGGAACCCACCGGUACUGUAGACCCCAAGAAGAAGAAGGACAAAGACAAGGACAAGAAGUUUGUGUGGAACCAUGGCAUCACCUGUCCUCUGAAGAACACAAGGAAGAGAAGAUUCAGGAAGACGGCAAAAAAGAAGUACAUCGAGUCUCCCGACGUGGAGAAGGAGGUGAAGAGAUUACUGAGCACGGACGCAGAGGCCGUUAGUGUCCGCUGGGAGGUGAUAGCUGAGGAUGAGACCAAGGAGGCAGACAACCACGGCUCUCUGGCCAACCUGGACUCAUCACCUGGGACAUCGGGACACAAGAUGGGGCAUGGCUCCUCAGCCCAACGUGACGAGCUGAGGGAGAUCUUCAACGACAUCAGCAGCAGCAGCGAUGAUGAGGAGGACGAGGGGGACCUUCGUCAUGAGGACGAGGACCUGAACAUCAUGGACAUGGAGGAAGACCUGGUUAGACAGCUCCAAGACAAACUCAACGAGUCAUCAGACGGUGCUCGGGACGAGGCAGACAGGAACAACCAGAUAG